AUGCAAAAAUCGUCAAUAGCAUUAUCGGUACGCACUCGUUCCAAUCCACUCACGCUUCUAGCUCCAAACACGGGCGUUUCAUCUGGAGAGUGUAAUUCCUCUUUAGUGGGUCCGUUUAUUGGGUUUCAUCACAACAGUGUGUUGAUUAGUGCACUGUGGUUCUAUGGAAAGGGAAACAUUGGCUAUGGAGCCAAUAUAGGAAGCAAUCACACAGGUCGUCUUCCUGAUCAAGAAAUCAUUCCGGGAGAGGGCGUUUUCUUCGGUUUGGGAUGCAACAUCAAAUAUCCAUGCAAUUUGCAAAACUCUCCCUACUCGAUCGUCGCGUCGGGCGUGACGAUGCUUCCACAGCGAAUGGAUCUUCCGUUUUCGCUGAUUAACCGGCCCAGCACCCAUCGCGAAGGCGUUUCGCCCGAGCUGAACGAAGUGUUCCCUGGGUGGAUUUUAUACGGAAACUACUACAUGAUCGUUCGAAACGAAGAUAAAUUCGCGAAUCGGAACAAAUCGAAGCGGAAUCUCUUCGAGAUGUCGAUCAUGCGUCCGGAUAUUAUUGCGAUGGUUGUGAAGGCGAGGAAUGCGCUGGCGUUUGUUCCUCAUUCGAAACGUUUGAUCGAUUUAUCGACAAUGAGCGAGGCGGAAUGUGCAUCGGACACGACCAUCGAAUUGCUGGAGGAACCGUGGAAAGAAUGCGAGGACGCUGGAGACCGCGUGUAUCUGGAGCGAAACGUAGAAACGGAGAAGGAGGACGAUGGGUAG
Blastocystis hominis is the source of this 753-nucleotide messenger RNA. RefSeq lists its product as hypothetical. The transcript is spliced from 2 exons. The record is from RefSeq and is a predicted model, not a curated record. Bases 1 to 753 code for a protein of 250 amino acids. Lineage: Eukaryota; Bigyra; Opalinata; Blastocystidae.